CCGAAUCUGGGAAAUGUGAACACGGGUUAGAGACGGACAGGACCAAUCACGGAGCUCCAAGCACCACGAUGGUCAUAUGAAGAGAGUGGAUGUGCGCGACCUAUCCUUGGCCUUGUGUAGCGGACGAGAGUUUGCGGGAUAAUAUGAUAAAAAUGAAUUGUCAAUUCGGGGUUAAAAGAUCGGGGCGUCUGUGCCUGACAUCGGGGGUGGCAGGGCAGGGGAUGGUGAUCUCAAAGAGAGUAGGGGGAAGGGGAAGUUUUGUAUCAGACGCUGCUUCGGGUGCCCAAGGCGUGGUUGCCACCUGGGAGUAGUCGAAUCACUGCCUUGGCCGGAAGAGUUGAAACCGUGACGAAGCUGAGUGGAUGGAUCACAGAGACCCCCAGAGGGCUAGACACGGACAAGGUCUUACUUAUA
Aspergillus neoniger CBS 115656 is the source of this 414-nucleotide messenger RNA. RefSeq lists its product as uncharacterized. The coding region runs from base 90 to 311 and encodes 73 amino acids. Lineage: Eukaryota; Fungi; Ascomycota; Eurotiomycetes; Eurotiales; Aspergillaceae. The transcript has a single exon. The record is from RefSeq and is a predicted model, not a curated record.